Molecule: messenger RNA, 797 nt
Organism: Carcharodon carcharias (great white shark)
Lineage: Eukaryota; Metazoa; Chordata; Chondrichthyes; Lamniformes; Lamnidae
Product: glia maturation factor gamma-like
Exons: 7
Coding region: 280-708 (142 amino acids)
Biological process (GO): actin filament debranching; negative regulation of Arp2/3 complex-mediated actin nucleation
Cellular component (GO): actin cortical patch
Molecular function (GO): actin binding; Arp2/3 complex binding
Source: RefSeq, a predicted model, not a curated record
ACCAAGGGACACAGUCACUAAACUGACAAAUUUAAUCUAACCCCAGCUUUUUUGAGUGUGAGGAGAGAGGACACACAGUGGAUUGAUAAAUAGUGGAAUGUUUUGGAAAGUUGCUGUCGCAGUUUUGUUUCUAGAAGGAUUUUUCUUUUAAAUGCAAAUUUGCAGUUCAAAUACCCGGUGUCAGCUUUAUUGAGGAACUAGCAGUUUGAGCAUCCUGUCACAAGACCAGUGUGAGUUUGAGCAGCCAAGGCUGUAACGUAAAGCUAAAGAGAAGUUAACAUGUCGGACUCCCUGGUUGUGUGUGAGGUGGAUCCCAAGCUUCUGGAGCGCCUGAAGAAGUUCCGAUUCCGCAAGGAGACGACCAAUGCCGCGAUCAUCAUCAAAGUUGAUAAAGAAAACCAGCAGAUGGUACUGGAGGAAGAGCAUGAGGACAUUUCUCCAGAUUCGCUAAGGAAUGAACUACCAGAGAGACAGCCUCGAUUUAUUGUUUAUAGCUAUAAGUACGUGCAUCAGGACAAGAGGGUGUCCUACCCUUUGUGCUUGAUUUUCAGCAGCCCCCAGGGAUGUAAUCCCCAGCAGCAGAUGAUGUACGCUGGGAGUAAGAACAGACUGGUACAAAUUGGAGAGCUCACCAAGGUGUUUGAAAUUCGGAAUAUUGAUGAGCUGACUGAAGAUUGGUUGUGUGAGAAACUGGCAUUCUUUCGCUGAAGAUGUGAGUCUUGCCAUGGCUCUUUAAGACUGUUUAAUUCAAAAAAUUUUAUUGCUAUGUCAAGUGAUAUUAAACAAAUUUCACAUUU